Molecule: messenger RNA, 1523 nt
Organism: Brassica oleracea var. oleracea
Lineage: Eukaryota; Viridiplantae; Streptophyta; Magnoliopsida; Brassicales; Brassicaceae
Product: polypyrimidine tract-binding protein homolog 1-like
Exons: 10
Coding region: 153-1340 (395 amino acids)
Biological process (GO): regulation of RNA splicing
Cellular component (GO): nucleus
Molecular function (GO): mRNA binding
Source: RefSeq, a predicted model, not a curated record
AACCGAUCCGAACCCGAACGCCGAGGCCUAGUACAGAGUUCCGAUCAGAGAUAGAGAGAAUCCUUUGAGCGUCGGCCUUGCUUUGUGCGUAGGGAUCAUCUCCGACUAAUUGUUGUAAUUAUAAAGGGCGGCCGCGCCUUUUUAGCGGAGAGAUGGCGAGCUCACAGUUCAGGUAUACGCAGACGCCGUCGAAGGUGGUGCACCUGAGGAAUCUGCCGUGGGAAUGCGUGGAAGAGGAGCUCAUCGACCUAUGCAAACGAUUCAGCAAGAUCGUCAAUACGAAGACCAAUGUCGGCGCCAAUCGCAACCAAGCCUUUGUCGAAUUCGGUGACGUGAAUCAGGCAAUAUCAAUGGUUUCUUACUAUGCUUCGUCUUCAGAGCCGGCUCAGAUUCGAGGGAAGACUGUUUAUAUUCAGUACUCUAAUCGCCAUGAGAUUGUCAACAAUCAGAGUCCUGGAGAGGUCCCUGGCAAUGUCCUCUUGGUCACCUUUGAAGGAGUCCAAUCUCACCAUGUCUGCAUCGAUGUCAUCCAUCUGGUGUUUUCUGCUUAUGGCUUCGUGCACAAAAUUGCCACUUUUGAGAAAGCUGCUGGUUUCCAGGCACUUGUUCAGUUUACUGAUGUGGACACUGCCUUAGCGGCAAGGACUGCGCUGGAUGGUAGAAGUAUACCCAAAUAUCUGCUUCCAGAACAUGUAGGCUCAUGCAAUUUGCGAAUGUCUUACUCAGCCCACACUGAUCUAAAUAUCAAAUUUCAGUCCCACCGCAGCAGGGACUACACAAAUCCAUACCUUCCGGUGAAUCAAACCGCUAUGGACGGUUCUAUGCAGCCUGCUUUGGGUGCUGAUGGAAAGAGGGUUGAAACUCAGAGCAACGUCCUGCUUGCUUUGAUUGAGAAUAUGCAGUACGCUGUCACCGUGGAUGUUCUUCACACGGUGUUUUCCGCUUAUGGAACUGUGCAGAAGAUUGCAAUAUUUGAGAAAAAUGGUUCAACGCAAGCCUUAAUUCAAUACUCUGACAUUUCAACGGCGACGAUGGCGAAAGAAGCACUGGAGGGACACUGCAUAUAUGACGGAGGCUACUGUAAGCUUCGACUAACUUACUCUCGGCAUACUGAUCUCAAUGUAAAGGCAUUUAGCGACAAAAGCAGAGACUACACACUGCCUGAUCUAAGCCAACUGGUGGGCCAAAAGGUUCCAGGAGUGGCUGCAGCUAGUGGGCCAACAGAUGGUUGGCCCAAUGGGCAGGUGCAGACUCAAUACAUGGGAAGUUCGUAUAUGUACCCACCAGCUGAUCCCACAGGAGCUUCACCUUCUUCUGGUCAUCCUCCUUAUUAUGGUUGAUCCAUGUACUGUUUUCUACUUUAUAUAAAUUUCGGAUUAUGUUGAAGACUAGUUUCCAUGUUAUAGGUUUCAGGUAAAAGUGUGUUGUUCUUUUAUUUGGUUAAAUAAACAUGGGAAAACCAAUAAUAUUAUAGUAGUAUAAUUUAUAAACAUUGUGUAUUUGUUUCUAUUUGACUUUGUUAU